Messenger RNA from Aspergillus nomiae NRRL 13137, 1866 nucleotides. Its product is annotated as NupC/NupG family nucleoside CNT transporter. The record is from RefSeq and is a predicted model, not a curated record. NCBI's taxonomy places the organism in Eukaryota, Fungi, Ascomycota, Eurotiomycetes, Eurotiales, Aspergillaceae. Gene Ontology annotation, molecular function: symporter activity; nucleoside transmembrane transporter activity. Gene Ontology annotation, cellular component: membrane. Gene Ontology annotation, biological process: nucleoside transmembrane transport. Bases 1 to 1866 code for a protein of 621 amino acids. The transcript is spliced from 3 exons.
AUGGUGGAUGAGAAGAGACUGGAAGACAACGGCACGUCUGCGAGUCACGCGAUCUCCUAUACUAUGCCUACGAUGGAGGAAGCUACGCCACAGCAUCAUGGCGCAGUUCCUAAUGCGCAACGAGAUAUUGAAGAAGAUAUCACUUACACGAAAGAUGUGCACUCCGAGAAGAGAGAACUACCAGAGUCGGGUUCUCUCGAUAGCAGUGGCCAGAAGAAGGAUGAUAAAGACGAGGAGGCAGGUGAAAACGUUCCGUCGCGGUCGUGGCGCCGCUAUCGCCCGUGGUUGAAGCAUGUUGUCUACGCCGUCAUCUGGCUCUUGUUCACCGGCUGGUGGAUUGCCGGUCUCAUCCUCCACCGGUAUGAUCUGGGCUGGUUGAUCCCAUUUUUGCUCUACCUCGCGAUUACAUUGCGCCUCAUCUUUCUCUAUGUUCCCAUCUCGAUUUUAACCAGACCAGUCUACUGGAUAUGGAACAAGACCGCUUCACGAUUCGUCGACAUGAUCCCAGAAAAGCUAAGAAUCCCCAGCGGUGCGCUCUUGACGAUUGCAGUGAUUAUCGUCGGCUCUUUUGCCUCGCCGGAGUCUGCUGACAAUACCCGCGCAAAUCGGGCCGUCAGCCUCUUUGGACUAAUUGUUUUCCUCUUUGUCUUGUGGCUUACCUCAAGAAAUCGGAAGAAGAUUAUCUGGCAUACUGUCAUCGUGGGAAUGCUUGUGCAAUUCAUCAUCGCACUCUUCGUCCUCAGAACCAAGGCGGGAUAUGAUAUCUUUAAUUUCAUUUCCACGUUGGCCAGAGAACUCUUGGAGUUCUCCAGACAAGGUGUGGAUUUCUUGGUGGAAACUGGUUGGGCCGAUAAGCACAGCAGCUGGUUCCUCGUGAGUGUGGUCCCGGCUAUCAUCUUCUUCGUGUCUAUCGUGCAGUUACUCUACUACACUGGAGUUCUCCAGUGGGCAAUUGGCAAGUUUGCCGUAUUCUUCUUCUGGGCAAUGCGCAUCUCGGGAGCUGAAGCUGUGGUGGCAGCUGCAUCUCCUUUUAUCGGACAAGGCGAGUCGGCCAUGCUUAUCAAGCCUUUCGUUCCCUAUCUUACGAUGGCGGAAAUUCACCAAGUCAUGUGCUCUGGAUUCGCUACCAUCGCAGGAUCAGUCCUGGUAUCCUUUAUCGGAAUGGGUUUGAACCCCCAAGCGCUGGUUUCCUCGUGCGUGAUGAGUAUUCCGGCAUCCUUGGCAGCAUCUAAGCUGCGCUGGCCCGAGGAAGAGGAAACGCUGACAGCUGGCCGUAUUGUCGUCCCUGAAGAUGAUAGCCACAAAGCAGCCAACGCCCUUCACGCAUUCUCCAACGGAGCCUGGAUGGGUAUUAAAAUUGCAGGCAUGAUUGCCACUACACUUUUGUGUAUCAUCUCCCUUGUGGGUCUUGUUGACGGCCUGUUGACCUGGUGGGGUCACUACCUGAACAUUUACGAGCCUGAUUUGACCAUUGAGCUCAUUGUUGGCUACAUCUGCUACCCGAUUGCAUUCCUUCUUGGUGUCUCCCGCAACGGUGAUCUCCUGAAGGUCGCUAAACUCAUCGGCACCAAACUUGUUAUGAACGAGUUCAUCGCAUACGAUUACCUACAGAACAAAGAUGAAUUCCAAACCCUGUCACCCCGCUCCCGGCUGAUCGCCACUUAUGCCCUGUGCGGUUUCGCGAACAUCGGUUCUCUCGGAAACCAAAUUGGUGUGCUGGCCCAACUAGCACCCAGCCGAGCUGGUGAUGUGUCUCGUGUUGCCGUCAGCGCCAUGCUCACAGGCGCCAUCAGUACUCUGACGAGUGCGGCCAUCGCGGGUCUUCUAAUCACGAAUGAAGAGCAAUACCUCUCAACAUCCUCAUAA